Messenger RNA from Notothenia coriiceps (black rockcod), 1606 nucleotides. RefSeq names its product transcription factor Sp4-like. The record is from RefSeq and is a predicted model, not a curated record. The transcript has 4 exons. Lineage: Eukaryota; Metazoa; Chordata; Actinopteri; Perciformes; Nototheniidae. The annotation marks the transcript as partial.
ACAGCUAUCUCACCGUAUCUUCCCCUUAAAAAACCAAUUGUGCAAGAAAAAAAGGAGAAUACGCUUUAAAUACAAACACUGGUGACGGUGUGUUUUCGGUGCACGACGGACGGCGACGAGGCGUCCCCGCGUCGUGCUGCGAGAGGAGCGGCGGCGACAGGCAGGAGCAACGGAGAGGGUGUUGUCCUGAUGCUUAAAUGGAAGUGGGUGGGCCUCUACGGUCACACACUGCCAACUUCUCUGUGGAUAUUAUUCUGACAAGCGCCACUUUGCUCGUAUAUGGACUGGCUUUACGGUAAAAGAGACAUACGGAGUGGCUGCGAGGGUGCCGGUGACGUUCACUGUGUUCUCCGUUAUCUCCGUUAUCUAGGGGCUGUUUGAUUGUGCCUGCGCUUGGCACCGCCCUUCCUGGCCGGUGGGUGGUUUCGUCAAACGGGCAGAUCCGACACGGCCCAGUGCCGAACAUAUAGCCCGUCCUCCGCCUCCGUACCCGGCCGGCCUUCUACCGUGAACUACACCCUCUCUCUCUCGGUAUAUUAAUGCGUUAUGAGUGACUCCAAGAAGGAAUCAUCUGGAACUGAAGGAGGGAAAGCAUCAAAGAAGGGGAAAAGUUCUGGAUCUCAGGAUUCCUCGCAGCCCUCUCCGUUGGCCCUGCUAGCGGCCACCUGCAGUAAGAUCGGAGGGCAGGGGGUAACGGAGGGGGCCCAGGCUCAGGCUCAGGCCCAGGCCCAGGCCCAGGCUCAGGCCCAGGCCCAGGCUCAGGCUCAGGCCCAGGCCCAGUUGGGGGCCCAGCAGUUCCAGCUCCAGGGAGGUCAGUUCCAGCUGCAGGCUGGUCAGCUCCAGGGUCAGAUAGUGUUGGACGCGUCUGGAGGUCAGACCCUGGUACCCCAGCAGCUGGAGCUGGUCCCGGCUCAAUUCACGGGGAACGGCUGGCAGAUCAUCACAGCAGCGCCCACUAUGGCCAAAGAGAACACCAAUCAGCCUGUUGCUGUGACGGUGGCCACCACCUUGGCUAAUGACAGCUCAGCGGGUGGACGCAAGGUGAAGGCAGUAGCUGGGAUCAACUGCAUCCCAAAUGCCGGCGGCGAGGUCCAAGCCAACGGGCUGCAGCACCAGAUAGAUACGGCAGGAAGCAUGCAGCAAGUGAUCGUGGGCCAGAUGGAGCACCAGUUUCUGCAGCAGAUCCAGCUGCAGCCUCAGAGUCAGGCCCAGGGGCAGCAGCAGCAGCAGCAGCACAUUGAGACCAUCCAGCUGGCCCCAGGACAAACCCUGCAGCCCAUCCAGGCCUUCCAGAACUCCGCCCAGGUCCUUAUCCGUACUCCAACCCUGUCCCACUCUGGGCAGAUGUCCUGGCAGACGCAGCAGCUGCCCGGCGGGGUCUCCCUGCAGGGUGGACUGGGGACGGCCAUGCCACAGCAGCUAACACUGGCCCCGAUAUCCGGUGGGACGGCCGUGGGGAGUGGAGGGCUGGUCUCCCUGAGUGGAGCACCGCUGAGCGCAGCCCAGAUCAACCCAGGGUCUGGUGUACAGACUGUCAGCAUCGCGGGGCUGGGCACAGCGGGGGUUCAGGAGCAGGGUGUUCCCCUCACCGUUACUGGUCUACAGG